CACUGCAUAGCCAAGGUAGACUGUUUUUUGAAGGAGAGUCGAAAUACGAGGUUAUUCUUAUUUGUUUUACUUUGUGAGAAAAUUCAACUAAACAUUUAAACAUUAUACUCGGUGAUGGAGAUCACACUGGUGCUCAUCAUGUUAAUACUCCUAAUGGGAGUGCUUGUCGUUACUGCUUUUCUGGUGGUUCUCCUGUGGUUUCGCAUAUCCAAAACAGCCAAUAACUACUCAAAGUUUCCUUCAUAUGGUGCAGCAAAUCCCCUUUUGGUUUUUUGGCAAUAUUCUCAGCAAUCUCGAAAUUCGAGUUUAGAGCAGAUUCCGUUUAUUACGAAUUUGUUAAGAGUUUUAUCUGCUAAUGCGUACAUGUUCCAGAGUGAAGGAAUAUUCUUUCUCUGGAUGGGUUUCACUCCAUAUGUUGUCAUUUUUAAAGCGGAAUAUAUAAAGGAGGUGAUUAACAGCCGAGUUGCUGACGAUAAAUCAAAGGAUUACAUUGCUUUUCAACCUAUGUUAGGAACUGGCUUGCUUACCAGCGGCGGCAGAAAAUGGCGAAAUAGAAGGAAAUUAAUUCAGCCAUGCGUCCAUAUGAGAAACGCGGAGAACCUAAUUCCUAUAUUCAAUGAACAUUCAUUGGUGCUCGUGGAUAAGCUGAAGAAAAAAGUAAAUAAACCAUUGGUUGAUGCUGAAGAUAUAAUAGUUGCAUGUACAGUGGAUAUAAUCUUUC
Messenger RNA from Stegodyphus dumicola, 721 nucleotides. Its product is annotated as cytochrome P450 4V2-like. Gene Ontology annotation, molecular function: heme binding; monooxygenase activity; iron ion binding. The record is from RefSeq and is a predicted model, not a curated record. Lineage: Eukaryota; Metazoa; Arthropoda; Arachnida; Araneae; Eresidae.